AUGGGUACUUCCAAUUUGGUGUUUGAGGUGCGGUACGGGGGUAGGUUCGAUCGACAGUUUGGGUGGGUUUAUGUGGGGGGUGAGGUUGUAGUCCACCACGAGAGUUAUGACCCUGACAAAUUGUCUUAUUUUGAGUUGGAAGAUAUGUUAAAAGAGUAUGGAUAUGGGUCAGGAGACUUGAUGUAUUUUAAACACCCUGAAAAGGAGAGGGAAGGUGGUGAGGGUGAUGACGAUGGUGAUGAUGAUGAUGAGGGUGAAUGUAGGGUCGAUUUGAAUGACCCCUGCUGGGCAGAUAAACUUAAUGACAAUGAAGAUCUAUUUGAUGUUGAUGUGGAUGAUGGUGACCAUGGGGUUGGUCCAUCGAAAGGGACUAUUAAUAGGGAUAAGAUACACUUUAAAGAUGGUAAUGGUGCUGGUGCUAGUGGGGAUGGUGAGGAUGAGGUUGAGGUUGAGGUUGAGGAUGAGGAUGAGGAUGAGGAGGAACAUAUUGAUGGAAGUCAUAAGGUACAUAGUGUCGGAAAAAUGAUUUGUUUUGAAGAUGAUGAGGAGGAUAAUGACACUAACUCAGAUAUGGGUAGAAGUGACAUAUUAGUGUCACCUAUACCUAGUGAUGAAGAAGAUGAAGCAACAUCUCUCCCUACCAAUUGUGACUUCCAUGUUGUGGACCUAAAUGAUCCAACUUUGAAGCUUAAAAUGAGAUUUCCAAACAUACAACAGUUUAGGGAGGCUGUAAAAGAAUAUAAUGUUAAAAGGGGGAAGGACAUUUGUUUCAAAAAAAAUGAAAGAAUGAAGUGUAUAGCUGUGUGUAGAGAUGAUAAGUGUCGGUACCGAGUGUAUGCACGACAGAUGGAGGACGAAGUAUCCUUCCAAAUUAGGUCUAUGCAACCUAAACAUGUUUGUGGUAGGAAAUACAAGAGUUCAAUAGUUAACUCCACUUGGAUAGCAAAUCAACUGAUUGAGAAGUUUAAGGUUCAACCAAACAUGCCUUUGGAAGUGAUACAGCAUGAGGUGAAGGAAAAAUGGAGGGUUGAUGUGACUCCGAGCAUAAUGUAUCGGGCUAGGAGAAAAGCUGGGAAACAAAUUUAUGGUAAAUUGGAGGGUCAAUAUGGUAGGUUGUGGGACUACUGUGAGACCUUGAGAAAGACCAAUAAGGGUACUUGUAUCAUGAUGAAGGUUGAGAGACCAAACCCUAAUUUGCCUCCUAGGUUUCAAAGAUUAUACCUCUCUCUAGCUACAAUGAAGAAAGGAUUUAUAGAGGGGUAUAAGCUUAUAAUAGGGGUGGAUGGAUGCUUCCUUAAAGGUGCAUUUAAAGGUCAACUCUUGGCUGCUGUGAGUAGGGAUGGCAACAACAACAUGUACCCUAUUGCAUUUGCUAUUGUUGAAGCUGAGACGAAAGACAGUUGGAUUUGGUUCUUGGAAACCCUUGUCUCAGAUCUUGGGACACAUGAUCAGCAUGUUAGGCCUACAUUUAUUUCUGAUCGACAUAAGGGCCUUAUACCUGCAUUGAAUGAAGUGCUUCCAAUGGCAGACCACCGGUUUUGUGUUAGGCAUCUCUAUGCCAACUUUAAAAAUGUAGGGCAUAAAGGAGUAGCAUUGAAGGAAAUGCUAUGGGGUGCAGCGUCUGCUUACACUGAAGGAGAGUUUACUGCAUAUAUGGAGGGGUUGAGGGGAAUGAACAAAGAUGCCUACGAGUACUUGAACCGAGUGGAUCCUAGUUGCUGGUCAAGAGCAUGGUUUAGUGAGUAUUAUAAGUGUGACCUCCUUGUUAACAACAUUUGUGAGUGUUUCAAUUCCUAUAUUCUUAAAGCCCGUGACAAACCUAUAUUGACAAUGCUUGAGAUGAUAAGGAAAAAACUAAUGAGGAGGUACCAAGCUAAAAGAGAGGGCAUUGAGAAAUUGACCGGAAAGUUAUGUCCUAGGAUAGUCACGAAGCUGGAAGAAAUUGGGAUAGCUGCAUCAGAUUGUGUUGCAGUUUAUGCUGGGGAAAACAUGUUUGAGGUUACUUGUCCGACUGGGAAACAAUUUGUGGUGGACUUGAGAAGGAAGUUAUGUGGUUGUAGGUAA
Messenger RNA from Corylus avellana, 2064 nucleotides. The record is from RefSeq and is a predicted model, not a curated record. Lineage: Eukaryota; Viridiplantae; Streptophyta; Magnoliopsida; Fagales; Betulaceae.